GGAAGCAGUACUGUACUAAAUGUACUGCACUUAGUAGCACGUUUCUAAAAUUUCUGGGAAUCUUUCUUAUUCGGGAAUCUGGCUACGGUAGUUAUUUAUUAAUAAUUUGACUGUCACAAUAAAAGCUGUGACAGACCCAUUACUGACAUCUUUUUCAAGCUCGAUUGAGCACACAUCUGUCUGCUUGAAGUAUUCUGAUUUGUCGCGUAAAGUGCUACGGAGUGAAAAGAAUAUGGCUUUGAAUCAGGCGCAUUAUAAUGGUGGUGUCCUAAUCCAUUCUGGAGAAUGGAUCAUCCUGUACUGCGACGGGGUGGAAAUGGGCUUCGAAGGAUCGGAUGAAGUGGCUAUGAAGGGCAAGAAGAAGGGACGCCUCUAUCUGACAAGCCAUCGUGUGAUCUUCACCAGCAAAGAUCUGAAGGACGCGCUGCAGUCCUUCUCGAUGCCCUUCAGCAAUCUGGGCUCGGUGGACAUUGAUCAGCCGGUUUUCGGCGCUAAUGCCAUCAAGGGCAGCGUCAAGUCUCUGCCCGGAGGCAACUGGAAUGGACAGGCCAAAUUCCGACUGACCUUCAGCCAUGGAGGCGCCAUUGAGUUCGGACAGGCUAUGGUCCAGGCGGCGAAACUGGCUUCUCGCAAUCCGCCGCCGCCCUACAGUCCACCGUAUACGAGUCCCGCUGAGGGCGGAAACUUCUACCAUCCGCAGCCCAAGCAGUACAUGUCGGAAGAUUCGAACAUCAACGGAUUCGUCCCACCCAAGGACAAGUUUCCCACGGCCCCACCAGCGGGAGAAGUCUGGAUGACGGAUCAGCCGCCGCCGUAUGCAUCCAUCUAUCCCCAGAUCCCACAGCAGCAGCAGCAGCAGUACAACCCGUAUGGUGCGCCGGCUCCGGCUGCUGGUUACGCAAUGCCAGCCGGAUACGCUGCUCCGUAUCCACCAGCAGGAGCAGCUUAUGUCAACACGGCACCACCACCCACCUAUCAGGGCAACUACCCGCAACAAUAUCCAGCUGGAUCUUAUCCAUCGGCUCCUCCGCCAUAUCAAGAGAAGCAGUGAAGUGUCCAGGGUUUGUAAAAAGGAACAACAUUUAGCCUGGAAACUUAUCCAUUUCCAUUAUGAUCGUCAGUUUCAUCAUCAUCGUAACGAUAUCCCGCAUUCCGUUAUUGUUACUCGGAUUUAUGGUAACUAUUACCCGAUUUAUCCCAUUGAUAUCCCAAGAGCAGAACAACCUUGGUUACAUGUCAGAUUCAUGCGCCAGGCCUAUACGUCAUUUCUUAAUCUCUGAUUAAUCUGCAUCAUGAUGUUAGCCGGAAUUUACGUACCUGACCGUGCGAAGACAUGCUGUUUUUACGUGUUUUACCUUUCUUAACUUUCUGCUUACUUCGACUUCAUUGAACAAUAGCUUGGUAAUCCAAAAGUUAUAGUUCGUAGUAAACAAUGACUAGUUUGGUCUUUUAUUGAGAGAAUCGUAUAUGUAUGCUUUUUGAAUUUUGAGCUUGUGUAGGUUUAAUAAACGCUACGUAUCUAGUCAAAUAAAGCUUGCUCACGACCGA
Messenger RNA from Paramacrobiotus metropolitanus, 1548 nucleotides. Its product is annotated as WW domain-binding protein 2-like. Gene Ontology annotation, molecular function: transcription coactivator activity; chromatin DNA binding. Gene Ontology annotation, biological process: positive regulation of DNA-templated transcription. The transcript is spliced from 7 exons. The record is from RefSeq and is a predicted model, not a curated record. Gene Ontology annotation, cellular component: nucleus. Lineage: Eukaryota; Metazoa; Tardigrada; Eutardigrada; Parachela; Macrobiotidae. Bases 233 to 1051 code for a protein of 272 amino acids.